Apaloderma vittatum (bar-tailed trogon) is the source of this 1314-nucleotide messenger RNA. Its product is annotated as unconventional myosin-VIIa-like. NCBI's taxonomy places the organism in Eukaryota, Metazoa, Chordata, Aves, Trogoniformes, Trogonidae. The annotation marks the transcript as partial. The transcript is spliced from 10 exons. The record is from RefSeq and is a predicted model, not a curated record. Gene Ontology annotation, molecular function: ATP binding; cytoskeletal motor activity. Gene Ontology annotation, cellular component: myosin complex.
AUGUUGAAGAGGAAGAAAGUCGUUUUCGUGCAGCCAUGCCCUGAGGUGGUAGAAGAUCAAGAGAAAGACCAGGGCAAAUGGACGCUACUCCGUAACGUCAACCAGGCCCUGAAGCCCACGACCAUUUUAGCGGGGGAUUAUGUGUGGAUGGACCUCAAAACCGGACGGGAAUUCGAUGUCCCCAUUGGAGCGGUGGUUAAACUGUGUGACUCUGGACAGAUCCAGGUUGUGGAUGAUGAAGGCAAUGAGCACUGGAUUUCCCCACAGAACGCCAGCCACAUCAAACCAAUGCACCCCACCUCCAUCCAUGGAGUGGAGGACAUGAUCCGUCUGGGUGACCUGAAUGAGGCGGGAAUCCUGAGGAACCUGCUGAUCCGCUAUCGAGAGCACCUCAUCUAUACAUACACUGGUUCAAUACUGGUGGCCGUAAACCCCUACCAGCUCCUACCCAUCUACUCACCAGAGCAGAUACGCCUGUACACCAACAAAAAGAUUGGAGAGAUGCCACCACACAUCUUCGCAAUUGCUGACAACUGCUACUUCAACAUGCAGCGCAACAACAAGGACCAGUGCUGCAUCAUAAGUGGAGAAUCCGGAGCAGGGAAAACAGAAAGCACAAAACUGAUUCUGCAGUUCUUGGCGGCGAUCAGCGGUCAGCACUCCUGGAUUGAGCAACAGGUCCUGGAGGCCAAUCCUAUAUUGGAAGCUUUCGGGAAUGCAAAGACCAUCCGCAACGACAACUCCAGCCGAUUUGGGAAAUACAUCGACAUCCACUUCAACAAAAGGGGAGCCAUCGAGGGGGCAAAGAUUGAGCAGUACCUGCUGGAAAAGUCCCGGGUCUGCAGGCAGGCCCCGGAUGAGAGGAAUUACCACGUGUUUUACUGCAUGCUCAGGGGAAUGACGAUGGAGCAGAAGAAGAAGCUGGGUCUCGGGAAAGCCACGGACUACAACUACCUUGCCAUGGGCAACUGCACCACCUGUGACGGCAGAGAUGACAGCAAGGAGUAUGCCAACAUCCGCUCAGCCAUGAAGGUCCUGAUGUUCACCGACACAGAGAACUGGGAGAUCUCCAAGCUGCUGGCUGCCAUCCUGCACAUGGGCAACCUGCAGUAUGAAGCUCGGACCUACGACAACCUGGAUGCCUGCGAGGUCGUUCAGUCGGCGUCACUGAUCACCGAAGCGGCGUUGCUGGAGGUUGACCCUCAGGACGUGAUGAACUGCCUUACCAGCCGAACUAUAAUCACCAGGGGUGAGACUGUCUCCACCCCUCUCAGCAUGGAACAAGCGCUGGAUGUGAGGGACGCUUUCGUAAAG